CACAAAAUAAUGGUACACGUCGAAAUUAGGCCCUUAUUUCGACAAAAGCACCAAAGAACAAAUACUCUAUUUGACGAAUGUGCCCACACGCGCCUAUGGCGUACAGCAGUGGCUGCCGCUUUUGUUCGUUGGAGUUCCUGAAUUAAUACCAUCACAAUGAAAUAACUAGGAUAUUGUGUUGUUUUUAAACCAUUUCCCCCACAUUUCUCAUGAUCAGAUUGGGUUUUAUAGAAUUAAUACAUCGAUCUGCAAUCGCCCAUUUACCGAGCUGGAAUGAGAAAUUUUGCAGCACCCUAGCUUCCAGGAGCCCUGAGUAAUGUAAGCUUGAACAGCUCCUGUCCCAGCAGUGGCCAUCUGCACAAUGGGGCUGGACUUUGAUGUGAAGACUUUCUGCCACAACCUCCGGGCCACCAAGCCCCCUUACGAGUGCCCCGUGAAGACCUGUCGCAAGGUCUACAAGAGCUACAGCGGCAUCGAGUACCACCUCUACCACUACGACCAUGACAACCCAACGCCUGUGCAGGCCAUGCCCCAGAAGAAGAGGAAGGGGCGCCCCCCUCGAGUGUCCCUGGUUGGGGACGGAGAGGGAGGGGUGGGAAAGGGAGGUGGGUUGGGCGGGCAGGGAGCGAACACCCCGGGGAGUCCUAACCGGUCUGAGCUCUCCCACUCCCCAGGCAGGGAGACAAUGACCUAUGCCCAGGCCCAGCGCAUGGUGGAGCUGGAGAUCCAUGGACGCAUCCACCGCAUCAGCAUCUUUGAGAACAUUGACGUGGUGUCGGAGGACGACAGCGGGGCCGAAGACCCUCCAUCCUCAGGUGGAGGGGGAUGUGGGGGAGGGGCGUGUAAUGGGGGAGAAAGCGGGGGAGGAGGGAGUGAGGCAGGUGGCAACGGCAAGGACAGGCAUGACACCCCUGCUGCUAACGCAGGGAAGGCCACAUCUAAGUCUGGAAAGCACAAGAGUAAAGAGAAGAAGAAGGAGGUAUCAUCGCACCACCAAAGUGCUUCCUGUGGCCCGGUGGUCAAACUGCCUGAGGUGGUAUACAGAGAGCUAGACCAAGAGAGGCCUGAUGCACCCACAAGACAUUCCUCCUACUACAGGUACAUAAAUAAGUCGGUAGAGGAGCUGGAUGAGGAGGUGGAGUAUGACAUCGAUGAAGAGGACUACAUCUGGCUGGACAUCAUGAAUGACAAGCGACGUAGUGACGGGGUGACGCCCAUCCCCCAGGAGGUGUUUGAAUACCUCAUGGACCGGCUGGAGAAGGAGUCCUACUUCGAGAGCCACAACAAGAUGGACCCUAGCGCCCUGAUCGAUGAAGAUGCCGUCUGCUGCAUCUGUAACGACGGCGAGUGUCAGAAUAGCAACGUGAUCCUGUUCUGUGACAUGUGUAACCUGGCCGUACACCAGGAGUGUUAUGGUGUGCCCUACAUCCCUGAGGGCCAGUGGCUGUGUCGGCGCUGCCUGCAGUCCCCUAGCCGGGCCGUUGACUGUGCCCUAUGCCCCAACAAGGGUGGAGCUUUCAAACAGACGGAUGACGCACGCUGGGCCCAUGUGGUGUGUGCCCUCUGGAUCCCUGAGGUGUGUUUUGCCAACACUGUCUUCCUGGAGCCCAUCGACAGCAUCGAACACAUCCCCCCGGCGCGAUGGAAGCUCACUUGCUACAUCUGCAAGCAGCGCGGCUCAGGUGCCUGCAUCCAGUGCCACAAGGCCAACUGCUACACAGCCUUCCACGUCACCUGCGCCCAGCAGGCCGGCCUCUAUAUGAAGAUGGAGCCUGUCAGGGAGACCGGUGCCAACGGCACCUCCUUCAGCGUUCGCAAGACCGCGUAUUGCGACAUCCACACCCCACCCGGCUCUGCACGCCCCAUCGGAGGGGCGGGAGGGACUAGCAUGGGCUCCUCCCACAGCGAGGGCGAGCUGGAGGAGGACGAUGAGCCCAGUAUAGGUCACGAUGACGACUCCAAGGGCUGGAGCUCAGAGCGGGCCAAGAGGACCAAAGCCAAGUCCAGACUGAAGAUGAAGAGAGCCAGGAAGAUACUGGCUGAGAAGAGGAACGCUACGCCUGUGGUGUCUGUGCCCUGUAUACCCCCACACAGGCUCAGUAAGAUCACCAAUAACCUGACAGUGCCCAGGAAAAGCCAGUUUAUGCAGCGACUGCAUAGCUACUGGACCCUGAAGAGGCAGAGCCGGAAUGGUGUCCCUCUGCUGCGACGGCUCCAGACCCACCUGCAGUCGCAACGCAACACAGAGCAGCUACAUCCACAGGCGCCAGAGUCACAGGUUACCAUGGUAACCACCACACCGUCUCUGUUUGGUGGUGUUAUCUCAGCGAGGGACAGUGAGGAGAAUAACUUGGCUCUGAAGGAGCAGCUGAAAGCAUGGCAGAGACUGAGACAUGACCUGGAGAGAGCCAGACUACUGGUGGAGCUCAUCCGCAAGAGAGAGAAACUUAAGAGGGAGACAAUCAAGGUACAGCAGAUGGCACUAGAGAUGCAGCUAACUCCCUUCCUGGUCCUACUGAGGAACACCCUGGAGCAACUACAGGAGAGAGACACCAGCAACUUCUUCACUGAGCCUGUCCCUCUGGCUGAGGUAACGCACAUAAACGUUAUUUGCACACACAGUGGCUGGAGGGCUUUAACCCUGACCUCUUUUUCUCCUCAGGUGCCAGACUACCUGGACCACAUCGAGAGGCCUAUGGACUUCCAGACCAUGUGGAAUCUACUUGAGUCUCACUGCUACCUCAGUUUCGAGGCUUUCGAGGCAGACUUUGGCCUCAUUGUCAACAAUUGUCUCAAAUACAACGCCAAGGAAACUGUAUUCUACCGCGCCGCUCUGCGCCUCCGGGAGAUGGGCGGGGCCGUGAUCAGAACCGCCCGCAGACAGGCUGAGCGAAUUGGCUUGGACUAUGACACAGGCAUGCACCUCCCCCGAGAGCCCAGCCCUGACAGCCAGCGUGACAGAGAGCGAGACCGAGAGAGGGAGCGGGAGAGAGAAAGGGACAGGGAGCGAGAACGAGAGAGGGACCGAGACGGAGACAGGCCGCUCUCUUCCAAUGAGGAGGACCUGCUCUUAUCAGAGAACCGGCGACGGCUGCCAUUGGAGGAGCAGCUGUGUUUUUUGCAGGCGCGCUUUGAUGAGGUCAGCUCGGGGAAGCACAGCAUCGGUCGGUCGCGGCGGGCCAAAGCCCUGAGGAAAGAGAUGACGGUCAUCAAGAGGAAACUGGCACACCAGAGAGAGGGGGGUUCGUGCAUGGGGGGCAGGGACUCAGGGGACAGGGGACCAUCUCUCCCCCAUCACCCUUCCUCCACGGGACGCCAUGACGAGGGGGAGGAGAGCAGCAGUCAGGAGAUCAGUGGCAAGGAUCUAAGUGCAUCGUCUUCGGCUCUAGCUCCAGAGGUGGGACGUCGUACCUCUGUCCUCUUCUCCAAGAAGAACCCCAAAAUGUCCGGACCCCCCAAGAGGCCGGGCCGCCCCCCUAAGAACAGAGACGCGGGGGUAAGCCCUAGUCCGAUUGGUCCCCCCCAACUGCCCCUUCUGUCUCCCCCUCGGCAGAGGAAGAGACCCCGCAGCCCUCACAGCAGCUCCAGCUCCGAGAGUGACAGUGACGACCUCCUUCCGAGUCUGCCCACUAACGGUUUUGUUGGGGGCAACCAGCCGGUGACAGAGAGUUUUCGGGUGUACAGGAAUGAGAGGAGCCUCCCUCGAUCCAGCUCUGACUCUGAAUCCACCACUAGCAGCAGCAGCAGCGCUGCCUCUGACAGAACCAGUACCACUCCGUCUAAGCAGGGCCGGGGGAAGCAGUCGUUCCCUCGUUCCGCCUUCCAAGAGGACAGUAGUGAGGAGACAUCAGGGACAGAGAAUGACUCCUACUCUGUGGGAGGGUCACGCAGUGUCUCACACUUAGGGUGGGGCCGGGGCCGAUCAGGUUGUAGGAUGCCAUCAGAUGACUACUCUUCCCUUGAUGCUCUGGACCUGGUGUGGGCCAAGUGUAGAGGCUACCCUUCAUACCCUGCUCUGAUCAUAGAUCCUAAGAUGCCCAGGGAGGGGGUAUUCCACCGAGGGGUCCCCAUCCCCGUGCCCCCCCUGGAAGUCCUGAAGCUGGGGGAACAGAUGACCCAGGAGGCCCGGGAACACCUCUUCCUGGUUCUCUUCUUCGACAACAAGAGAACCUGGCAGUGGCUGCCGCGCUCUAAGCUUGUUCCUCUGGGGGUGGACCAGGAGCUGGACAAGGAGAAGAUGCUUGAGGGAAGGAAGUCCAACAUCCGCAAGUCAGUGCAGGUGGCCUACCACCGUGCCAUGCAGCACCGCAACAAGGUCCAGGGAGACCCCAGCAGUGACACCAGCGACAGCGACUGAGCACACUGGCCGUCUUUGCUGGCCUCCCGUUGUAUUGAUAGGGUAUUAUUUUCAGGUCUGUGUGUUGAUUGAUAUACCCUGUGGCCUUGGAGAGCCAUACCCCAGCACACAGUAGAAUCAGUGUGCCGGUGUAACCUAUUGGAAAGCACAUGCAACAUUCUCUCUCUCUCUCUCGUUCGUUCGUACAUACGUACGUACUUUGUUGACACACACAGUGGUAUUUAAUCUGAGAUGUAAAAUAUGUAUUUAAGAGAAUUGAAACAAAAAGGGUAUUAAGAGGAUGGAAGACAAUGCUAUGCCCAGAAUCAUGAUGGAAAAUUGUCCUUGUAUGUGGUUGAUAUGAGUGUUUACCAGCUCCUGAAAAACAGGAUCUGCAAACAGAGGGUUGUAUUACACAAAUAUGCGCAUACACACUUGUAUACAGUCAGGUCCAAAGUGAUUGCCACCCUUGAUAAAGAUUAGCAAAAAAGACUGUAUAAAAUAAAUAAUACAAAUACUCUGCUAUAUUGUAUGCAAAAAUUGUUAUUUUAUACUAAUACAAUUCCUCAGAGAAAGAGAUUUUGAUGGUGGGGGUAAAAAGUAUUGGCACCCCUAUUUUCAAUUCCUGACCUUAUGAGGAUAAUGGCACUGAGCCUUUAGAAAAAGUGUUUUAUGAGAUUGAAGAACACAUUGGGAGAGAUCUUAUUUUAUGUUCAAUUGACAUAUUCUUUGUGGCUUUUGAUGUGUGCUUGGGGUUAUUGUCUUGCUGGAAGAUUCACUUGCGGCCAAGUUUCAGCCUCCAGAGGCAACCAGGUUUUUGGCUAAAAUGUCCUAGUACUGGGUAAAUUUGACCGUAACAAGGGCCCCAGGACCAGUGGAAGCAAAAUCGCCCCAUACAUUCGAAGAUCCACCACCAUAUUUGACAGUAGGUAUGGGGUUCUAUUUUACUCAUCUUUAUCAAGGGUGCCAAUCAUUUUGAACCUGACUACAUUCAAACAGGGAAAUGCAUACACACUCACACAAAGCUCUUCUCAUAGGAAAAUAUACACAUCCACACACCCCAUUGUGUGCACUUAUGGAUGGUUUGACAGUACCACUGGUCCAGCAACCCCACUGCCGCCGCCCCCUCUUACCCCAUGUCCAAUCACGGCCCAAUGGAGCACGGGGUUGGAUGGCAUGGCCAAUCAACUGAGCAAAGCAUCUUCCUGCUAUUUAUUCCGUCUCCCAAGGACCUCCAGUCUUCUCUCCACUAGUCUAACUGACCGUCUUCACAACAUUGCAUUGUGCAGUCGUUUCCUCUACUCUUCCGUAUAUAUAUUUUUUUGUCGCCUCUGUUUACAUCUCUUUUUGUUCUUGUCUGUUGUACAAUUCUGGCUGCUGGUGAAUAAUGAGGACUAAUGUGGAUAUGAUAAAACACGCCAGCCUCACUGUCUGUUCUAGUCUCAGGCCAAUGGCUUUAGAACUUUUAUAUAUACAGAUUACAUAAGAUAGAAGUUUAAUAAAAUAAUUGAGUUUUGUA
Oncorhynchus nerka (sockeye salmon) is the source of this 5855-nucleotide messenger RNA. Its product is annotated as peregrin-like. The record is from RefSeq and is a predicted model, not a curated record. Bases 362 to 4357 code for a protein of 1331 amino acids. Gene Ontology annotation, biological process: regulation of transcription by RNA polymerase II. Gene Ontology annotation, cellular component: MOZ/MORF histone acetyltransferase complex. Gene Ontology annotation, molecular function: protein binding. NCBI's taxonomy places the organism in Eukaryota, Metazoa, Chordata, Actinopteri, Salmoniformes, Salmonidae. The transcript is spliced from 15 exons.